Molecule: messenger RNA, 1396 nt
Organism: Struthio camelus australis
Lineage: Eukaryota; Metazoa; Chordata; Aves; Struthioniformes; Struthionidae
Source: RefSeq, a predicted model, not a curated record
UCCCCGGGGCAGGGUGCUGGGAGUCCGUGGGUGCAAGAUGCCAUGGUCAGAGGGGUGACUGGGUGUAGGGUGCCAGGGCCUAGGGGGUCCCUGGGGCUAGGUGCAAGGUGCUCAGGGUUUGAGGCUACCCCAGGGGCAUAUCCCACAGCCUCCGCAGCGUCUAGGCCUGCUCUGGACUCUGGGGCCCGCAUGGCUGCUGUGCUGGGCCCCGUCCUGCCCGAGUCUCCACAGGUCUCCGAGCUUGGUCUCGAGGGUGACGUCCUGCCUGUCCCUGGGGACCACCCAGCCUCCAGAAACCGCUUCCUCUACGUGCGUGGGGCUCUACACAAGCUGCCCUCUGGCCUCGGAGGACUGCUCCGGCCAGUGCCACCCUUCUCACGGGCCCUGUUCUGGAGCGGCCUGCGGGACCUACUGGCACCCGCCAGCACCCAGCCUGAUGAGACAGUGCAUGCCUUUGUCUGCCGGUGCUUCGGCGCAGAGGUGGCUGACAUUGCUGUGGACAGCUUGUGCAGGGAGGUGUUUGCUGGGGACUGCCGGGCGCUGAGCGUGCGCUCCUGCUUCCCCCCGCUCUUCGAGGCCGAGCAGCGCCGGCGCUCCGUCCUCCUGGGGCUGGUGCUGGGCCGAGGGAAGAACCCUGGGGCCGAGUCGCCGCUGAGCCAGCGGGCACGGGCUGAGAGCUGGAGCCAGUGGUCCCUGGGCCCCCGCCAGCGGGGCCCUGGCAGCGGCUGGCAGCUGGCCCUGGCAGAUGGCACUGUGACAGCUGACCACGUGGUGAGCGCCAUCCCGGCUGGAGCCCUGGCUGAGGUGCUCCCCGCCGAAGCUGAGCCGCUGGCCCAGGAGCUGCGGCGCAUCCCUGCUGUGGCGGUGGCUGUGGUGAACCUGCAGUACGAGGGUGCCAAGCUGCCCGUCACGGGCUUUGGGCACCUGGUGCCCUCAUCAGAGGACAGCUCCCUGCUGGGCAUCAUUUACGACUCAGUGGCUUUCCCAGAGCACAACCGCUCGGGUGCCGCCUCCCUGCGGCUGACGGUGAUGCUGGGAGGCGCCUGGUUCACGCAGAGCUUCGGGGAGCCUGCGGCUGUGGCGCCGGCCCUGCUGCUGCACCGGGCCCAGGAUGCUGUCCGGGCACACUUGGGCCUCGAGAUGGCUCCAUCCCGCUCCAUCAUCAAGGUGCACAAGGCCUGCAUCCCCCAGUACACACUAGGCCACUGGCGCCGCACAGAGAGCAUUGGCCAGUACCUGGCGGAACAGGGGCUGCCCCUCAGCCUCAUCGGGGCAUCCUACAACGGCGUCUCCGUCAAUGACUGCAUUGCCAGUGCCAAGACAGCUGUAAGCCGGCUCCUGGGGCAGCUGUGCUGAGCCACAAUCGGCCUCCCUGCAGCACCUGGCUGGGACACCC